AAUUUAUUUAAUUUACAUAUAUAAUAAAAUAAUAAUAAUAAUUAUUAUUUGGUUUCCCACCUUUGCUUGUUGCGCACAGUGGCAAGGGGCAAAGUUUUCUUCUUUGAAGGUCAAGCAUGUGAUCUGCUCCUCCUUCAUAAAUCAUCUCUCACUGUAAUUCUCAGCUCAUCUUUUUCAACUAGGUUUUCAUACUAUCAGAUUUUUCUUCUGAUUUUUACAGAUUUCAAAAAAAAAAAAAAAUUAAAAAAAUUUGUUCUUGGAGUUGAAGAAAUAUUCUGUAAUCAUUUCUGCUAUCUGGGUUGUGGUGAUCUUUCAAUAGUCCUACCCCCAAUUUCUUCUCUUUUCUUGAUUUUUCAAAAAUAAAAAUCGGUUCUUGAAGGGAAAGAAAUGAUUUUUAUUGUUGUAUUUGACUUGUUUUCUGAAAUGGGUUUGGGUUAUUUCAGGUGAUUCUGUAGGGAUUUUAAUUUGAGUGAAAUUAGGACCCUAUUUUUAUUUUUAUUUUUCUUAAGGUACGAGGAAAAUUAGGCUUUGGAUGAUUUGUUGUCUGAGAAAUUACUAAUAAAGAUGGGAUUAGUUGUUGAUGAUGAUGGAUUAAAAGUAGAAGAUUCUUUUGGUGUACAAAAAAACCCAAAGGGGAUGAUGAGCAAGAAAAAAGAUGCUGUGGAGGAAGUAACAGGUUGUUGGAUAAAAUUAAGGUUUAUUGGGAGCUGUAUUUCAUCAAGAUCUAAAGUGGAUAACUCUAUUAGUGGCACCACUAAUCAUGAAAGUAAAUCUACGAAUGAUAGGAGCAAAGAUCAACCGAUUGUACCCGUAAUACCUUCCACCACCACAAGCAAUGCAGAGAGCAAUUCUUCGAGCUCGAAAUUCGAAGAAGAACUCAAAGUAUCUUCUCGUCUUAGGAAGUUUACGUUCAACGAUCUUAAAUUGGCAACAAGAAAUUUCAGACCGGAAUCUCUUUUAGGCGAAGGUGGAUUCGGUUGUGUCUUUAAAGGAUGGAUCGAAGAAAACGGGACAGCACCCGUUAAACCUGGUACUGGUCUUACAGUUGCCGUCAAAACCCUCAAUCACGACGGUCUUCAGGGUCACAAAGAAUGGCUGGCUGAAGUGAAUUUUUUGGGUGACCUGGUUCAUCCUAAUUUGGUUAAAUUAGUCGGCUACUGUAUUGAAGACGAUCAGAGAUUGCUCGUCUACGAAUUCAUGCCUAGAGGAAGCUUGGAGAACCAUCUUUUCAGAAGAUCGUUGCCACUUCCGUGGUCGAUAAGGAUGAAAAUAGCACUAGGUGCUGCAAAGGGGCUCGCUUUUCUACACGAGGAAGCGGAAAGACCGGUUAUAUAUCGUGAUUUUAAGACAUCUAACAUCUUGUUAGAUGCUGAAUACAAUGCCAAACUUUCCGAUUUUGGACUUGCUAAAGACGCACCCGAUGAAGGCAAAACUCAUGUUUCUACGCGCGUGAUGGGGACUUACGGUUAUGCGGCCCCAGAGUAUGUUAUGACAGGACAUCUCACAUCCAAAAGCGACGUAUAUAGCUUCGGAGUCGUACUCCUCGAAAUGCUCACGGGCCGAAGAUCGAUGGACAAGAACCGGGCCCAGGGAGAGCACAACCUCGUGGAGUGGGCCCGGCCCCAACUUGGGGAGAGGAGGCGUUUCUACCGUAUCAUAGACCCUCGCCUAGAGGGCCAUUUCUCCAUCAAAGGUGCCCAAAAGGCCGCCCAGCUGGCGGCCCGGUGUCUUAGCCGGGACCCAAAAGUUAGGCCUCUCAUGAGCCAGGUCGUCGAAACUUUGAAGCCUCUACCGAACCUCAAGGACAUGGCUAGCUCGUCUUACUAUUUCCAGACCUUGCAGACGGACCGGGCCGGGUCCGGCCCGAAUGGGAAAAAUGGGAUCCGAAUGAACGGGUCGUUUUCGAGAAACCAUCAUCAUCCAAGGAGCCUAUCUAUACCCAACGGCGGUGGGUCCCACGCCGCAUCACCGUAUCAUCAUGAGGUGGCGGCUCGUGAUUCGCCGAAACCGAACGGUAAACCGUAGAGUAUCCGGGUGGGUACGUGUUGUUCUCUUUCUUACUGCUGUUUUUGUUGUAAGAUAAACAUCACACGAUUUUACGAUUUUAGAAGCGUGUUUUUGAAGUUUUUAGUCUUUUGAUGAAGAUAGGGUGUUUUCGAGUUUUUAGAUGACAGGUGUGAAAUGUGUGUAAUAGAUUUGUUGGCAUAUACCUUCCGAAUCAGGAGAAAGGUUAGUAUAAUCGAGAAUAAUACAACGGUCAAAUCUUGAUUGACACGA
This is a messenger RNA of Erythranthe guttata (spotted monkey flower), 2277 nucleotides long. RefSeq names its product serine/threonine-protein kinase PBL34. Gene Ontology annotation, molecular function: ATP binding; protein kinase activity. Lineage: Eukaryota; Viridiplantae; Streptophyta; Magnoliopsida; Lamiales; Phrymaceae. The record is from RefSeq and is a predicted model, not a curated record. Gene Ontology annotation, biological process: protein phosphorylation.